GGAGCCGUCGCCGAUUGGCCGGCUGCACUCGAAUGAUCUGUUCGGAAUUCAGCCGGAGUACAGGAGUGAUGCAGUGUGGGUGUAUAAGACAGCAUGAGCCCCACAUCAGACUCCUUUACCCAUCACACAAAGUGUGUGUUUCACGUGCCUGUGGACAAGUGAAGCUGAGGAAAACGUGCAGCCAGAGAGUUUGAGUGAUGGGCGGCGGAGGGCAGCAGACGGACCGGGUGUCCGGUACCGAGCGCAGGUCCGGUUCUUACAGCUGGGAGGAGGUGCAGAAACACACGAAGCGCGGGGAUCAGUGGAUCGUGGUGGAGAGGAAGGUUUAUGAUGUGAGUCAGUGGGCGAAGAGACACCCUGGAGGACUGAGGAUUCUCGGACACUAUGCCGGAGAAGAUGCGACGGAGGCGUUUACUGCGUUUCACCCAAACCUCCAGCUGGUGAGGAAGUACAUGAAACCGCUGUUAAUCGGUGAGCUGGAGGCGUCUGAACCCAGUCAAGACCGGCAGAAGAAAGCCGCUCUUGUGGAAGAUUUCCGAGCCCUGCGUGAGCGUCUGGAAGCUGAGGGCUGUUUUAAAACCCAGCCCCUGUUCUUCAUCUUACAUCUGGGUCACAUUCUGCUCCUGGAGGCCGUUUCUCUGCUCUUGUUGUGGUACUUUGGAACCGGCUGGAUCAACACGGCUGUGGUCGCUGUUUUACUGGGUACAGCACAGUCUCAGGCUGGAUGGCUGCAGCAUGACUUUGGUCACCUGUCCGUGUUUAAAACAUCACGAUGGAAUCAUUUAGUGCACAAGUUUAUCAUCGGACAACUGAAGGGCGCGUCCGCCAACUGGUGGAACCAUCGACACUUCCAGCAUCACGCUAAACCCAACAUCAUCACGAAAGAUCCAGACGUCAACAUGCUCAAUGCGUUUGUGGUGGGAGAUGUUCAGCCGCUGGAGUACGGGAUUAAAAAGAUCAAACAUUUGCCCUACAACCAUCAGCACAAGUAUUUCUUCUUCAUUGGACCGCCUCUGCUCAUCCCAGUGUAUUUCCAGUUCCAGAUCAUUCACAAUAUGAUCGCGCAUGGUCUUUGGGUGGACUUUAUUUGGUGUGUAAGUUACUACGUUCGAUACCUCCUGUGUUACACACAGUUCUAUGGCUUCUUUGGAGCGGUGCUUCUGUUCAACGUCGUGAGGUUCAUCGAGAGUCACUGGUUUGUGUGGGUGACACAGAUGAGUCACAUCCCCAUGAACAUCGAUCAUGAGAAGCAUCAGGACUGGUUUAGUAUGCAGCUGGUUUCAACCUGUAACAUUGAGCCUUCCUCCUUCAACGACUGGUUCAGUGGACACCUCAACUUUCAGAUUGAGCACCAUCUUUUUCCCACAAUGCCCAGACACAACUACUGGCGCGCCGCCCCUCAAGUCCGGGCCCUAUGUGAGAAACAUGGAGUAAAGUACACUGAGAAGACAUUGUUCCGGGCUUUUGCGGACGUCGUCGGGUCUUUGGAAAAAUCCGGAGAACUCUGGCUGGACGCUUACCUUCACAAAUAAACAAACCCCUCCCAUUUAAACCACAACUUCGACCAAUCAGAAUGAAGAAUUUAUAGGCGUGUCAGUGGACUGACAGUGAUUGAGUAGUUUAUUAGCUGUUAAGGAUGGCACUAAACCACCGGUUGAUCAGUUUACUCAAGUGAUGUCGAGCACUUUUGUUUUUGAUAUUGUGUUUGGGAUUGGAAUGUAAUUGGCACUUUAAAUGUGAUGAGACUGAAUUGGCUUUUAAUAAAGGAUGUUGAGAAAGUU
Triplophysa dalaica is the source of this 1781-nucleotide messenger RNA. RefSeq names its product fatty acid desaturase 2 (gene fads2). NCBI's taxonomy places the organism in Eukaryota, Metazoa, Chordata, Actinopteri, Cypriniformes, Nemacheilidae. Gene Ontology annotation, biological process: lipid metabolic process. The transcript has 13 exons. Bases 198 to 1532 code for a protein of 444 amino acids. Gene Ontology annotation, cellular component: membrane. The record is from RefSeq and is a predicted model, not a curated record. Gene Ontology annotation, molecular function: oxidoreductase activity, acting on paired donors, with oxidation of a pair of donors resulting in the reduction of molecular oxygen to two molecules of water.